AUGGCUAGAGCAGGAACAAUCCCACCCCGACUCCUGGAAAGGAGGGCAGACGGACAGUGCUUUCCCCCUCCCGGAGGUCACCUUCAGGCGGAGGCAGUGCCCCCAGCCCGAGCCGUGGGACGGGGCGGAGCCGCGCCCCGCUCGCCGAGCCCCUCCGGCUGCCGGCGCAGGCUGCGCCCGGCUGCGGCGGGGAGGCGGCUGCGCUCGCUGCUGGACGAGUGCUCAGGGAUGGCCGAGAGCUCAGCUGUGACUGCAGCAGUGUCAGGGAGAGCAGCACCAACCAAGCUGGAGGAGCUCCUGGAGAUCACCGCUCAGAGCCUGGUGCGCGCCGAGGUGGCGGAGCACUACGAGGUUAUCCGGGAGCUGGGCAGGGGCAAGUAUGGCCACGUGAUGCUGGUGACCCACAGGCAGAGAGGGACUCCUAUGGCUCUCAAGCUGCUGCCCAAAGCCAGUACCAAGCUGCACACCUUCCUGUAUGAGUAUUGUGUAGCACUGUCCCUCGCCACGCACCCUGCCAUCAUCGGGAUGUUUGGAAUUGCCAUCGAGUCCAGCCAGUACUAUGGUUUCCUCUACGAGCCAGCGCUGCACAAAGACCUCAUCUCGAUCAUCAAACCCCGCGAUGGGAUCCCCGAGCCGGCCGCCAAGCAGUGUGCCCAGCAGCUGGUGAGCGCGCUGGAGUUCAUCCACAGCCGGGGGCUGGUGUACCGCGACAUCAAGCCCGAGAACGUGCUGCUCUUCGACCCGCACUGCCGCCGCGUCAAGCUCACCGACUUCGGCCUCACGCGGCCCAAGGGCACCAAGCUCAGGCUGGUGGCCGGGGUGAUCCCCUACACUGCCCCCGAGCUGAGCAGCACCGCCGACGCCCAGGGCGUGCCCAUCGACGCCAGCAUGGACGCCUGGGCCUUCGGGGUGCUGCUCUUCUGCCUGCUGACCGGCUACUUCCCCUGGGAGCAGAGCCUGCCGGAGGACCCUUUCUUCGAGGACUUCGUGCAGUGGCAGCAGACAGGCCUGGAGAAGGACGUGCCCCGGCACUGGAAGCGCCUGACGGCCGAGGCUGCGGCCAUGCUGCGGAGCCUGCUGGCUCUCGACCCCGCCGAGCGCGGCCCUGUCGGCGGCGUGCUGCGCUACGUGCACUGCCCGUGGCGGCUGGAGGGCGAGGAGGCUGCCCUGGGCUCCUAGAGCCUGCUCCCCGCCCUGGAGGGUCUCAGCCUGCCAGGGGCUUCAGGGUUGGGGACCAUGGUGGCCUGGGCCUGAGAGGCCAUGCUGACCCAGAGAGCAGCUUCUCUGCAGCGCUGUCCCUGCAGCCACACAGUCAAGCUCUGAUGGUCCUCACCCCAUGGCUCAGUGCUGCCCAGUGCCACCUCCUCCUGGCUUGGAAACAUCUUUCUCUUGGAAAUGACUGUGUGUGAAGCACCCACUUGUUUCCUAGCCACAGGAACUCCAGGGAUUUAUUUAGGCUGCAGCAAAUGCCGUGUCUCAAAAUAGAUCAAAAUAUGUACUUUUGUCUUUCUGUAUGUGGCUUGUUUUCCCUCAUAAUAAAUGCCUAUCAGGACCCACUGUUGGGUUGGAAAACAGAGAGCAUAUCAGAACUUGCAGCUAUCUCAGACAAGCUGUCCAAGGCAGGGGCCAUUCCUGAAUGCUACCUGUGCCUGCACCAGGACCCUGGAGGGUGGCUUCAGGAUGCCGGGGUGGAGGGGCUGGGCACGUGGCCAUGGAUGAUGGCUGGGGAAUGGUUGUGGUGUUAAGGUUUCCUCAAACAUAUCUCUUCCCUUGUGCUGCCUUCAGGUCCUAAGACAAUGUCCUCAUGCUCUUCUACAUGCCUGGUUACCCCUCUAGAAGACCUUCCUUCUCUCCUUUCCUAUCAGACACCUUUAACUCUUCCCUAGACACACACCUCUCCUAAUGCCCCAUAUCCUCCUACACAUUUUAAUCCUGAAACGGAGUAGCAAAGAGGGAAUUAGGGAUUAGUAGCCCUUUUUACUUUUCUAUGUUUUUUCAAUCCCCAGGAUUUUGUUGUUGGUAAUAAUCCCUUCCUGCAUUUAACCUGGUCUUUUGCUGGAAACUCACAGCUUGUUUUCCACUCUCAGAGGCUUCAUAACUUCUAAAAAUGCAAUGUCCCAGCAUUAUACUUCCUAAUAUUUCAGUUCAGUUUUCAUGUCAGACCCUUUCCUGCACACACUCUUUCUGCUUUUCCAACCUCCAGCUCUUUUUUCCCAGCUUCUUCUCACGCACUGGCAUUUUAGCAUUACUUAACUUCUCUACUAACACUACCCAUCACUUUUACUCACUCCUCUCUCAGCAACAUCACCUCUGUACCACUAUUUUGUGCUAUUCCUGCUCCCUGCAUCACUUAUGUUUUGAGUCUUCCUUCCAACUCCCCAACUUACCUUACCAAACAGCAUUAUGCUCACACUGUCGAAUACAUAGUUUUCUUCUGCUUACUUCCAUCUCUUAGAAUCUUUCUUGACUUGAAAUCAUAAUAAAUGCUGUUCAACUCCA
Molecule: messenger RNA, 2499 nt
Organism: Oenanthe melanoleuca
Lineage: Eukaryota; Metazoa; Chordata; Aves; Passeriformes; Muscicapidae
Product: serine/threonine-protein kinase SBK2-like
Exons: 4
Coding region: 1-1179 (392 amino acids)
Biological process (GO): peptidyl-threonine phosphorylation; peptidyl-serine phosphorylation
Molecular function (GO): protein serine/threonine kinase activity; ATP binding
Source: RefSeq, a predicted model, not a curated record